AGUAAACACCGACACGUUGAGGGAACAUGGAGGGUUCAGAGCCGAACCGAGCCUCGGAGAGCGGUGCGGUCGAGAAGAAGCAUGUCUUACGGGACUUUCAGGUGUCUUUCUUCGCGAUGAGACGUCUGCGUUCUUUUCCCUGGACGUUUUUAGAAAAAUAUCUAGAAUGCAACAAAUCGUCAGAUCUGAUUUCCGACAUCCUAAAACAGACUUGUCUUCACUCUCUGAGCCGGACGUGUCCCCCAUCGGUCAAAUACAGGAAGCUCUUCCUCUCCGAGCUCAUCAGGCGGGAGGAGGCGGCGGGCUGUGACCCGCUGGACGAGCUGUACGACGCUUUGGCUGAAGUCAUCGGUGCUGAAGACACGACUGAGUGCUACAAGAGCUACCUGCUGCCCGGCGGCGAGGCCGUGAGUCUGCUGGAGAGCGUGGCUCUGAUCUCGGAGGGGACCACCGGUCUGGUGACGUGGGAGGCGGCUCUCCACCUGGCCGAGUGGGCUUUGGACCACCGGCACACCUUCACCGGCAGGACGGUCCUGGAGCUCGGCAGCGGCGUGGGUCUGACCGGCGUCGCCAUCUGUCGCUCCUGCGGCCCGAGCAGGUACGUGUUCAGCGACUGUCACCCGGAGGUCCUGCAGAAGCUGCGAGGGAACGUGCGGCGGAACGGGCUGACCGAGCCGGCGGCCGCGGUGGAGGAGCUGGACUGGACCACGGCGACGGGGGGGCGGGUCGCUCGGGUCGGAGCCGACGUGGUCAUCGCUGCAGAUGUGGUGUACGACCCGGAGGUCGUGGAGGGUCUGGUGAAGCUGCUGUCUGAGGUCCUGAGGGCUUCGUCCCCGGAGCUCCUGGUCUGCUCCACCGUCAGGAACCAGGAGACGUACGGCGGCUUCAAGCAGCGGCUCAAACGAGCCGGGAUCGAACACCGCGUGAUGUCAGGAGACGUCAGCCGGGUGUUUCCCUACGACAGAGCUGCUCCAAUAGAAAUGAUCUCACUGUUCAGGUGACACAAUAAAGAUUUUAUAUACAAAUGUA
Messenger RNA from Pungitius pungitius (ninespine stickleback), 1029 nucleotides. RefSeq names its product eukaryotic elongation factor 2 lysine methyltransferase (gene eef2kmt). The record is from RefSeq and is a predicted model, not a curated record. Bases 27 to 1001 code for a protein of 324 amino acids. The transcript has 8 exons. NCBI's taxonomy places the organism in Eukaryota, Metazoa, Chordata, Actinopteri, Perciformes, Gasterosteidae.